GAGAAAAACUGACAGAGAGAGAAAGAGAGUGUGAGAGAGAAAGAAAGAGUGAGACAAAAUGCCACAGCAGCAACUACCUGGAGCAACCACGACAACAACAACUGCAGCGGCAACAAAUGGAGGACCACGUGUCAGCUUCAAUCGAGAUGUGCAUGUGAAGCGCAUAGGUAAACGUCCUAGCGAUUUGGAUAGCUAUCAUCAAUUGCCACCAGACAUUGAUCCAGAGGAUAUACGUAAGGAGGCUGCUUUGGUUAUAUCACAGGCGGGACGACAUCAAAGUAAAGCCGAAAACGGUGAUAAUAUACCCACAUUCCGGGCUAAACAGAAGCGACAGCAAAGUGCUGCUGCCGCUGCCGCUGCCGAUGCGCAACGUUUUCAUUCUUUGCCCACAAGACGCAAAUCGAAGGGUAAACCAGUGACCCGUAGUGUUAGUGACGCUGCCACAAAGAAACCUCCUACAGCUAGCAAAAGACCCUCGAUCUUUGGUCUAUUCAGUCGUAAGACAAGUGAUACAAAUGUUAACCAAUUGGAUAGGGAUCCACGCUUCGAUGACGUUGGAGCCAGGCGUUUAGUGCGAAGUAAAAGUGAUGUGGGUAGCACAAACAGUGUACGCAAGACCCCAUUAGCCGAGAGUCAAUCAAGCAGAGUGGCCAAAAAGGUAGACACUUUGGCGAACGCUUCUUCAAAGACUCAGCUUAGUCCCAUUAUUGAGCAAUCGCAACGGGAAGACUUUUUCGAAAAGGAUUACUUUCGAGAACGUGAACGACGCAAAUCCGAUGCCAUUACAUUGCGUGAGAAGGAUGAAAGUGGACAGGGUUUGAAUGAACUGCUCGCCCGGAGUCGUUCCAAGGCGGAAUUAGAUGGUCCUUUAUUGAAAUCAAAGCCACCAUUAUUCGCAUCUAAUAGCAUUGGACCCAAUCCGUCUUCAAUAUCAGCGGGUAUACGCGAUCGUAUUGAGAUUUUACAAGCCAAAUCGAACGAGAAUAUGCACAGCUCUCAGCAGCCAGCAGAACGUCUGCCCCUAACAAAAGGGCGGACUGUGGAUGGCCUAGUCAAAAGGUUGUCCAUGGAGCGUUUCUCACCACAGCCAGUAAUUAGUCAGCCGGCCUUUUCGUAUAUAAGGCCCAAUGAGGGCAUCACCUAUGCCCAACUCGACUUAAGCAAUGACGAGCAACAACUGCCGCCUCAGGAGCGUACGCCACCGCGACCACCAAGAGCCAAUCAGGAUAGACAUCAAGUUAGAUCUGGAAGCGGUAGCUAUUCGCCUAUUCCAAAUGGUAAUCAUACAAACACUACACGCAUGGGUAAUUCCCAUUCUCCGUCACCCUGGCAGCAGUUGAGUCCACGCAAUCAAAGCGAUGAGGAUGAGGGUUUGGGUUUCGAGACUCGUAAAGUCUACUAUGAUGAUGAAUAUGGCAAACGGGAGCGUGAGCCACCUAUUGUGCCAGUUAUACGUAGUGUUAGCCCAGCUCCAUAUCUGGAUAAUUUGGGCUAUAGAAGAGCUCAACUGGAGAAUCGCAUAUUGACACGUCGCUUUGGUGAGACAACGGCGCAACAGCAAACAGGAGGCACACUAGAGCGUCAACAACGUGCCUACCUAAGUCCCGAGAGAGAACGUUCCGUUCCAUUAGAUGUCAGUCCCCAAAUGGAGAAGACAUCGCGUUAUCGUCACACCAAGUACUAUGAUGAUGGUCAAGGGGGUAUCAAGGAGACCUAUGUAAGGGAAACGCAAACAGAUGGUCAAAUACGCGAGUCAAGACAUCGUGAGCGUAUUUCUGCCUCACAGCCGCGUUAUGCGGAUCGUGAUUAUAAUUCAGCCGAAAGAUUAGAACAAGAGCCCAAAAGUUUAGACUCUCAACUAACCGAUCAAUAUAGAUCUUCGCCAGAGUUGAGAAAUCAUCAGCAGCAGCAUCAGCAUCAUCAUCAUCAGUUGGCGCAGCAGCAGUCGUCACAGCAAUUGCCAACUGAUUAUUGGCAAAGUAGCUUAAAGAGGGAUAAGUUGCAGCAACGCAGCUUCGAUAAGGGAGAUUCUGGCAUAGAGAAUGAUUUUCGCAAAGAGUCAUUCAAUGGUGAAAUAACCUCAAGAUGGCGCAAACGCACUACCCUCGAUGACAUACGGGUGUGUGAGUCUUUUUUGCGUAAAGAACGACGGGAUAGCGCUCAGCAGCAGCGUCAAUUGCAACGACAAUUGCAAUCAUCAGUGCCCCCCACACGUUUGCGACGGGAACAUAGCUAUGUGUAUCGUGAACGUUCCAUAGAUGAUGGCUCACAUUUUGAUCCCCAUUUGGAUAAGUAUCCCAUAGCUACUAGCACAUUGCGACGUCGUGAAAAAUCACAGUCACGCGAUGAGACGAGCACCUUGAAACGCAAUAAGAAACUGGGUGGCUUUGAGAAGGUCAAGCAGCUAUUUACGGGCAAUAGUAAUCAUGGAGGAAGUGGUCGUAGUAGUGCCAGCAAUGUAUCAAGUAGUCGUAAGGAUACACAGUCAAGGCUGACAUCCUCCAAUGGCAAUGACAGUACAUUGAGUCGACGUGAACGUGACUCUAAGGAGAAGGAGCGCUAUAUGGUCAGGGAAGAUGAGAUGCGUUCACGUUAUCGUGAACAUCAUGCCCUUAACGAAGAGACCUCACGCGAACCAAAGACUAUCGACAUCUCUAUGCGACGUCGUUUGUCCACACCAAAAGCUAGUCCUUUGCUUAUCAAACGCAGUCCAGCGGAUAAGCCAGCUAAACAAAAGCAAAAGGAGCCAACGGGUCCAUUGGUUAAGACCAGUUGGUUUAAGUCAUUGGAUCGUCGUGCCAAGAGUAGUCCCAAGGAACAGCUUAAUGUGUCUGUUAAUGGACAUAGCGAGGCGACUACCUCAAGUUUAAAGAGAACCAAACGAAAUGCACCAACUGCUCCGGCCAAAAAUUUGCGUUUCUUUGGCGAUACCGAUUUGGAUUCAAAUCCACCCACAAUAUCCAAGGCCAGCAGCAUGCCAAGAAGCCGUCCCCCCUUAGCUUCUAAGCACUCACAGAGUGCCUACAAUUUGGAUCAUAGUCCUCCGCCACCAUCACGUGAUUAUCGUCAUUCCUUGUCGGGACAACGAGCUCAGACAUUGACUAGUUCCAGUUCGAAUCGUCAACGUGCCAGCUCUAUGCAACAUUUGGAUAAUAAUGGCAGCGAUGAGGUCGAUUUCCGUAAGCGACGUCAUUAUUCCCGAUCCCGUGAAUUGCAUGAUAUCUCGGAGAGUGGCUCAGAGCCAGAGCCAGCCAUAACGGAUCGUCAUAAACGUGGCAGUAGCAUACCCAAUCAACGUGCCAUGUCGCUAGAGAGAACUAACGAACGUUCGGGCCAUUUAUUGGGACCCCCCAAGCCAGCGCGUAGUGCCGAGCGACGUGGUUUGAUACAAGACUCCAGCCAUGGCAGGGAUCGCUAUCCCGCCGAAAGCUCUGGCACCGAGGGUGAAUCCAGUUUACACAGUCAAAGGAGUGUGGUUUAUUUGCAUGCCACCACAGUGGGUGAUAUACCACAGCCAUAUAAUUCACGUCAUCGUUCCAUGUCGCGUGAUGAUCUACGUAAAGGUGGUGGCGGAGGCUCUUCCAUUGGUGGCGGCAAGGCCAAAGGUCAGGAGCCAUUGCAACCUAUGACAAGAACCGUAUCGCGUUCGGUUUCAAUGUUGGCCCCUUGGAAACCUAAACAUAUAAGCGAGGGCUAUGAGAUUAACUACUCACAGGAGCAGAACAAGAGGAUGUCAACACUGCCGCGUAAACCGCCACCACAUAAUGGUGUAAGCAAUGCCAGUGCCACCAUGAGCCGUGUGGGACGCAAGAAUAGUCAGACCCCGACGCGGCGUGGCUAUCAAAUUGAUUUGGAGCGUCCACCACCGCCAAGAUCCCUGCUAUCCGCAUCGAAUUUACGUAGCGCCAAGACAAAAUGAGCCUUACAAAAUGAGGCUCCUGCUUCUGCCUCCUCUAAUGGUGGUGCUCUAAUUGUAAUCCAAUUGAAAUGUAUUUCUAAUCACGAACGAAGGAAGGACUCGGAGGUUUCCAUAGUCGGUAGAAUCGAUCACUAAACAAAAAAAAAAAACAAAAAGAAAUAAAAUAAACCUUUGUUGCAAUU
Drosophila willistoni is the source of this 4101-nucleotide messenger RNA. It is a transcript of the gene blo, whose product is annotated as arginine/serine-rich protein PNISR. The transcript is spliced from 8 exons. The record is from RefSeq and is a predicted model, not a curated record. The coding region runs from base 59 to 3919 and encodes 1286 amino acids. NCBI's taxonomy places the organism in Eukaryota, Metazoa, Arthropoda, Insecta, Diptera, Drosophilidae.